Myotis davidii is the source of this 1922-nucleotide messenger RNA. It is a transcript of the gene TCF25, whose product is annotated as transcription factor 25 (basic helix-loop-helix). Gene Ontology annotation, cellular component: RQC complex. The record is from RefSeq and is a predicted model, not a curated record. The annotation marks the transcript as partial. The transcript has 17 exons. Lineage: Eukaryota; Metazoa; Chordata; Mammalia; Chiroptera; Vespertilionidae.
CCUCUGUUCCUGCAGAUUAACAUUGAGGAUCUUGAGGAGGGACCUGUGGUGAACGGGGAGAGGCCCGAUGGUCUGCGCACAGAAGCUGUGAUGUCGGGGAGCAAAAGGAAGUCCCAGAGUGGAAGUGCCGAGCCCAGGAAGGAUGGAGAGGUGGAUGACAGGACAGGGCCCCUGGAGCAGUCGAAUGUGAGUGGCAAACUCCGAAAGAAGAAAAAGAAACAGAAAAAUAAGAAAAGUUCUACAGAAGAAACUUCGGAAAAUGGGCUGGAAGACAUUGAUCGCAUCUUGGAGAGGAUUGAGGACAGCAGUGGCCCUCACCACCCCAGCCCACCUCCCCUGAGCUCGAGGAAGCACGUCCUGUAUGUGGAGCACAGACACUUAAAUCCAGACACAGAACUGAAAAGGUAUUUCGGUGCCCGAGCUGUCCUAGGGGAACAAAGGCCGCGGCAGAGACAGCGCGUGUACCCCAAGUGUACGUGGCUGACGACCCCUAAGAGUACUUGGCCCCGGUACGCCAAGCCAGGCUUGUCGAUGCGGCUGCUGGAGUCCAGAAAAGGCCUGUCCUGCUUUGCAUUCGAGCACAGCGAGGAGUACCAGCAGACACAGCACAAGUUCCUGGCUGCCGUGGAGUCGAUGGAGCCCAACAACAUCGUGGUUCUGCUGCAGACAAGCCCAUAUCACGUCGACUCACUGCUGCAGCUCAGCGACGCCUGCCGAUUCCAGGAUGAUCAGGAGAUGGCGCGAGACCUCGUGGAGAGAGCGCUGUACAGCAUGGAGUGUGCCUUCCACCCCCUGUUCAGCCUCACCAGUGGGACCUGCCGGCUGGACUACCGCAGACCCGAGAACAGGAGCUUCUACCUGGCCCUCUACAAGCAGAUGAGCUUCCUGGAAAAGCGGGGCUGCCCGCGCACGGCGCUGGAGUACUGCAAGCUCAUCCUGAGCCUGGAGCCCGACGAGGACCCCCUGUGCAUGCUGCUGCUGGUGGACCACCUGGCCCUACGGGCGCGUGACUACGAGUACCUGAUCCGCCUGUUCCAGGAGUGGGAGGCUCAUCGGAACCUGUCCCAGCUCCCAAACUUCGCCUUCUCCGUGCCCUUGGCGUAUAGCAAGCUCAGCUCCGCGAGGGAAAAGGCCUCUCUCUUGGUGCGACAGGCCCUCCUCAUGUUCCCUGGAGUUCUAAUGCCCUUGCUCGAGUGCUGCAGUGUUCGGCCAGAUGCCGCCGUCGCCUGUCACCCCUUCUUUGGACCCAAUUCCGAAAUAAGCCAGCCCCCUGCGCUGAGCCAGCUGGUGAGCCUGUACCUCGGGCGGUCCCACUUCCUCUGGAAGGAGCCCGCCAUCAUGAGUUGGCUGGAGGAGAAUGUCCGUGAGGUCCUACAGGCAGUGGAUGCUGGGGACCCCGCUGUGGAAGAGUGUGAGAACAGGCGGAAGGUGCUCUACCAGCGUGCGCCCAGAAAUAUCCACCGUCACGUGGUCCUCUCUGAGAUCAAAGAAGCUGUUGCUGCGCUGCCCCCGGAUGUGACCACGCAGUCUGUGAUGGGCUUUGACCCUCUGCCUCCUUCAGAUACCAUCUACUCCUACACCAGGCCAGAGAGGCUGAGCCCCGUCAGCCAUGGAAACACAAUCGCCCUCUUCUUUCGGUCACUUCUGCCCAGUUACACCAUGGAGGGGGAGAGGCAAGAGGACGGAGGGGCCGAGGGCCUGGACCAUAACCAGGGCUUGAACAGGCUGAUGCUGGCUGUGCGAGACAUGAUGGCCACCUUUCACUUCCAUGACCCAGAGGCUCCGCCUGAGGACCAUGCCGAGGGGGACGGGGAGUGGGACUGAGCGCACAGCUGCCACGCCCACACUGUACAAUUAUGUUCCUGAUUUGUCUGGUCAGAAUUGACCGGUUCCCUGAAGUAAAAAUGCCAUGUCCGUCUGCC